CUCUCUUUACAAUAUCUUUUUUUCUUUUCCCCUUUCUUUCUUUUCUUAACAAAAUGGCAUCUUGUCCGAUGACAUCAACCAAUAGUACAAAGCAAUCAUCUAUCUCAUCUGCUCUUGCUUCUUCAAAUCAUACUCUUCGAAAGUUUUUUAAUAGAUUCCCGCAGUCAUCCAGAUCAUCAACAGCAACACCUUCCAUAUCAAGUUCUGAAAGUUCUUUCGAAAACGCACCUAGUCAAACAGAAAUCGACAUCAUUCGUACGAGUUGGGAACUAGUCUCUCAGAAACGACUCGACUCAGACGACAAGACCAUCUCUCCUUCCCACGCAUUUGGUCUUGCCUUUUACGCCGCCUUAUUUGAACUCUGUCCUGAGACAGAGCCUUUGUUCCACAAUGUCUUUCAGCAAGCAAAGGCUCUGACAGGCAUGAUUGCCUUUAUUGCAAGAGCACCUAAACUGACCAAACAGAAACGGGGGACGAUCAAGGACAUGAAUAAGAGAAAGGUGGAGGAAGAGGAUCCUGAGUGGUUGGCUUUACAGAUGAAGGAAUUGGGAGCAAGACAUUAUUUCUACAAGAUCAAACCAGAAUAUUUUGAUCAUGUAGGUCCUGCUUUUGUGACAGCACUCAAGAAGAGAUUGGGUGAGGAAUAUACAGUUGAGAUGGGUGAAGCGUGGGCCAAGGCUACUGCCUAUGUCGCUUAUAACAUGACUCUUGGAUUCGAAUCCCAGCAGGCCUGGGUGGAAGGCACGACUGUAUCAACGAUCAAGCCUAUCGGUUUGUGAAAAAUUAUUGUCGGUUAUUAAAUUAUAAAAUUGUCGAUUUACUUUGAAAAUUGGAUUUGCGUGUGUUGAUUACUGCGGGGGCAAGGGGCUUGAUAUCUGUGUUGCCAAGUUUGGAAAACUUGUGAACAAAAAAAAAGCUGUAUAUGGACAAGAUAAAACUAGUGACCUUAUCAAAGUAUUGCUUGAAUUGUUCACUUGGAAAUAAUGAGGGAAAAUAUACACCAUGCAUUCCGUUAAUGCAAUUUUUAGGUUUGAGCUGUCAGCUCUACACGAUAAAGCACGUAGAGAGCUUUUAUGCUUUAGAGAUGGUAGACACAGCAAAUUUUCCUAUAACGCAUAAGGAUGUAAAGGAUGGUGGAAUCCUCAAGCUUGCUCUUUGUUUGGAAGCAGCUAAAUACGAAUUUAUCAAUAAUUACUCUUGAAUUGAUCUUCGCUCUUUGUUGAU
Rhizopus microsporus ATCC 52813 is the source of this 1224-nucleotide messenger RNA. RefSeq names its product globin-like protein. Bases 54 to 779 code for a protein of 241 amino acids. Gene Ontology annotation, cellular component: intracellular anatomical structure. The transcript is spliced from 3 exons. Lineage: Eukaryota; Fungi; Mucoromycota; Mucoromycetes; Mucorales; Rhizopodaceae. Gene Ontology annotation, biological process: nitric oxide catabolic process; cellular response to nitrosative stress. Gene Ontology annotation, molecular function: FAD binding; nitric oxide dioxygenase [NAD(P)H] activity; heme binding. The record is from RefSeq and is a predicted model, not a curated record.